This is a messenger RNA of Effrenium voratum, 525 nucleotides long. The record is from the annotation of a GenBank genome assembly. Lineage: Eukaryota; Dinophyceae; Suessiales; Symbiodiniaceae.
AUCCUCCCCCCGCACCCCUUUGCUUGCACAAACGCCAUGAGCGCGGCUUCCAGCAGCCCGCACAGCGAGGCGGAGCCCUCGGAGGUGUCGGCGAAGCGGCUGCGGAAGAGCGAGCGCAAGGAGCAGCGCCGGGCCCACGCCAAGGAGCAGAGGCAGCAGCGGAAGAAGGCCCAGAAGCUCCGGAAGCAGGAACAGCGGAAGGCGCGGCUGGAGGCCAUGACCGCGGAGGAGCGGGCGGAGUUCCUGGAGCGCGAGCGCCAGGCGGGGCGGGACCGCAAGGCGGCGGCGGACGCGGCGCUGGAGAGCGCCUUCCAGGGCGGCCGGCCCCGCAUCGUGGUGAACUGCAGCUUCAGCGCCUCCCUCGCGCCCAAAGAGCUCACCUCCCUGGCCAAGCAGCUGCAGCUCGCCUACAGCCAGGCCCGGGAGCUGCGGAGCCGGUGCCAGCUGCACCUGGCCUCGCUGGGGCCAGGGAACUUGGCGCGGCGGCCCCUGGAGCUGCAGGGCCUCGCCAGCUGGAGCGAGCCA